Molecule: messenger RNA, 546 nt
Organism: Oikopleura dioica
Lineage: Eukaryota; Metazoa; Chordata; Appendicularia; Copelata; Oikopleuridae
Source: the annotation of a GenBank genome assembly
AUGGGAAACGUAUUCGGCGACCUGUUCCGGAAUCUCUUCGGCAAGAAAGAGAUGAGGAUCUUGAUGGUCGGUCUCGAUGCUGCCGGUAAAACCACCAUUUUAUACAAACUCAAGCUUGGCGAAAUCGUCACUACUAUCCCUACUAUCGGUUUUAAUGUCGAAACUGUUGAAUACAAAAACAUCUCGUUUACUGUCUGGGACGUCGGUGGACAGGACAAGAUCCGACCUCUCUGGAGACACUACUUCCAGAACACUCAAGGUCUUAUUUUCGUUGUUGAUUCCAACGAUCGAGAGCGAGUCGGAGAAGCGCGAGAAGAGCUCAUGAGAAUGCUCAACGAAGACGAACUCAGGGAUGCCGUCCUUCUUGUCUUUGCCAACAAACAGGAUUUGCCAAAUGCGAUGAACGCAGCAGAAAUAACAGACAAACUCGGUCUUCAUAAUCUCAGGCAAAGAAAAUGGCACACACAGGCAACUUGCGCGACCUCAGGAGACGGUCUUUACGAAGGUCUGGACUGGCUCUCCGCUCAGCUUCAAAACUCCCGAUAA